AUGGCUCCCUUCGUGACCUUGGUCCUGUUUGGGCUGCUCUCGCUGUCUGGCUUGGACGCCGUCCAGCGUCCUCCGAAGGUUCAGGUUUACUCAUGACACCCCGCAGAUAAUGGAAAACCAAAUUACCUGAACUGCUAUGUGUCUGGGUUCCAUCCACCCCAGAUUGAGAUUGAUUUGCUGAAGAAUGGGGAGAAGAUGGAAGUGCAGCAGUCAGACCUGUCUUUCAGCAAGGACUGGUCUUUCUACCUUCUGGUCCACACUGCGUUCACUCCCAACAGAGUGGAUCAGUAUAGUUGCCGCAUGAAACACGUUACUCUCAGAGAGCCCAAGAUAGUUAAGUGGGAUCGAGACCACUAACCAGCAUCAUGGAGGUCUGAAGAUGCCUCAUUUGGAUUGGACUAAUUCCACAUUCUGUUGUCUUGGUUUUUAUUUUUUAAUUUUCUUUUUUUUAAAAUUUAUUUUAUUGAAGUAUAGUUGAUUUAUAAUGUGUUAAUUUCUGCCGUACAGCAAAGUGAUUCAGUUAUUGUUGUCUUGCUUUUGAAUGCUGAUAUGUUUUUAUGCUUUAUGCAUAUAAAUCAGAAGUUGUAUUGAUGUUACCGCAAAUAUCAUUUUCUUUAUAAUUCUAUCUAGGGCGCUACGUCUCCAUGUUUGACCUGUCUUGGCAGGUAGCUGUAGUGGGGGCUCUGGCAGCCUAGGGGUGGGGAAGACGGAAUUUCAGGUUUAACAUCAACAUCUUGGUCAAAUCUGAACUCUUCAGUCUCUUCUGCAUACAAAACUGGAUAAUAAGAUAGUAUGCAUGUUUAGAGUAAACCUCCAAUUUGUCAUUUUUCUUAGAAUUUUGGAAAAAUUUUGAAAGAUAAUUUUCAGAAUUAUGGAAAUUUAUUAUAGUGGAUAAAACAUU
Molecule: messenger RNA, 901 nt
Organism: Physeter macrocephalus (sperm whale)
Lineage: Eukaryota; Metazoa; Chordata; Mammalia; Artiodactyla; Physeteridae
Product: beta-2-microglobulin-like
Exons: 1
Biological process (GO): immune response
Cellular component (GO): MHC class I protein complex
Source: RefSeq, a predicted model, not a curated record